AUGCUCGACACCAGACACUUGAAAGUGAUACUUCAUCUGAGCUCUGUUGCAGGAGGUGGCCAAAUGUCAGCAGAAAACAUUCAAGGGUUGUAUCGAAGAAAGAGAAUGUUUGGUUAUUGGUGGAAAGUCUCUUCUGUGUUUCCAUAUGUCCUUCUACUCAAUUCCAUUUUAGUGACAAAUACAGAUGUUUUGAAGAGGACUUCAGGUGAGAGGAGACUGCGUCAAAAUUCACCGGGCCUGCUUCAUGGCAACAUUAAGUCUCAUGAAACGGGAAGCAAUGUACAGAUAAAAGAUAUGAUUCGCCGACAUAAACGAGCCCUUUUGUUUCCAAAUGAUAUUAAACUUUGCCCAGAGGAAACUGUGUCACACGCCAUCGACAGCUACCUCAAGUAUUACAAGUUGAGAGGCUGUGGACGUGAAAAGAGACAAAAGGUAGAUGUUGCAUCUCUUGUGGUUGAACCAGGGAUGCCAGUUUGUCAAGAAGCAAUAUGGGAAGCAUUCAAAAUCUUCUGGGACAGGUUACCCGAGCGGCAUGAACAUCAGACUUGGAUAGAUGCUUGCAAUCAAGGACUCCUAAAUAUUUUUGACAUUGGAAUGAGUUUCAGCAAAACAGAAGAACACCAACACUUGAUUAUGGAGAAAGUAUCUCUACAGAUGGAAAAUGUAAGUAGUCUAGAAUCAAUCACAACCACAAAUGCAACAUCAUCAGAAAACAACUUUACGCUAGAAGAGUUAUGUAAUAAUACUCAUGGGCUAAUGACUUCAAAAGCUCUAAAUAUUGAAAAAUAUUUUAUUCUAGCUGCUGAAAGAAUUUCCAUUGAUGGUAUUAACAUCUCAGUAGAAGGAAAUGAGAACACUACCCCUGGAGAAACUGAACAAGUUACAAAGAAGUCAUCAAAUCAAAUUGUGGAAUUCUUUAUCCAGCUUGCUGGGGAGAAUUAUACUGGAGAGGAACUCUCUGAUCCAGCUAUGUGGGAUUAUCAGAAACUGACUGAUCAUGUCCAUGCCAAGAUGGAAAAUAUCUUUGGAAAAUUCCCAGGAUAUCAAACAAUUAAUAUCUUGGAGUUCAGGUUUGGGAACAAUUGUAAAACGGUAAAUUAUUACAAUUUUAAUAUUUUACAUUUCAAUACUUUGAAAUCUAAUAUUAAUGUUUUUAAUUUCUAUUUUAGGAAAAGCCAGAAUCCAGACAGUAGUAGUAAUGUGACAGUUCACUGCACUGUUACAUUCGAUGUGAACACUGGCGUUAUACCAAAUGAAACACUUCAAUUCAUCAACCUAAACUCCGAAAACAUGGAAGAUGACCUUCCCCUGGAAACUGAAAAUCAACCUACAGCUGCGUACACAAUUACUGACUUUAGGAAUUACAUAGUUGAGGCCUUGCAUAAGGAAAAUCUAAUCGGAAAUGGAUCGCCAACUUUUAAUCCAGAGACCCUUCAUUUUAUUAAUGAGCAUUCAAUGAAUGAAGCAUUAAACAGCAUUAAAAUUGAACUGGAAGAUCAGACAAUAGAACUUUCAAACAAAGAGGAUGAAGACGGACAAUACCUGGAGAGUAAUGAAGCAUCAGGACAAUUCCAUUCAACGAUUAUUGAUCUGCCGUCUGUCCAAACAAUCGAGGAAAGAUGGCGGAACGCAGAAGCCUCCCCUGUCACUUUAACUUCUUUGGAGCCGCAAAGUAUAUCUGAGGAGACAAUGCCACUGCCAAGCAGCAGAGAGUUCCCAGUAUUCGCACCAUCUGGAACAGAUGUGACCACAACAAUUAAUGUUGGUGAAAAAACUGAAGAGACUUCCGAUCCCCUCACAUCACAGAUCCUUGUAUCUGACGGUAUAAUAAAGCAGCCCAUUUUUGACAAAGGUACCAUUUUUUACUCCGAAUCUGGUUCUGGGAUUGAAGAAGAAUAUUUGUGGUCCUGGUCUACGAUAGCUUCUCAAACAGUUUCUUCCAACAAGCCACAAAGUGGGACACAGGAUAGCACUUCUAAUCAGUCGAGAGGUGUGAAGAUUCAGGAUGAUUUGUCUAUGGAUUAUGAUGCAAAUCAAUCCGACGUUAAUAUCAAGGGAUUGAUUACUAAUCCAACUGCAGUAGGCAUGGCCACAAUCAUCUCAAAUGAAGCAGAUGCACUUUGGUCAACUGAAGCAGCUUCAGGUUUUGGUGCUGGAAUCAUAUCUCAUGUUGCAGAGGCAAUAACUAAAGAAGCCCCAGUUGAAUGGAUGCCAGAAAAUGUACUAGAAUUAACAAUGCAAACAUCUGAAGCAGCUGAAAAUGACUUGGUUGCAGUGUUGCCAGUCACUGAAUUAUCUACAAAAGGUCAAGCUAUAACAGAAACCUUUGUCGUGCAACCGUCUGGAGCACAGACAUCUGCCAAAGGAAACCAAGCCACUGAUUCAUUCAUCUUGGAACAGUUUGCCGCAGGAUCUUAUGCCAAAGGGCACAUGUUAACUGAGUUGGCCACCAUACAGCAAGAAAUAUUGGCAUCAGCCGCCACAGGGCACACAAUGAUAAACUCUUUGCCUGCGGAAGAUGAGGCAGCAGAGACAACCACCACAGGCCCCAUUAAGCAAUUCCUUACAACAGUUUCCAACCUGGAGCAACUGACCACUGAGCAGUUAUCCACUAGCAGUGGUCUCUCUGCAUCACCAUGGGCGCCCACGGAACUGGGCAUUGAUUCCUCCUCCAUGGCUCAAUCAAUACUGGAUUCUUCAAAUAUGAUCCAGAAACACACAGAAUUACCAAAUGACGUGCAACUUUUUAGCAAAAUACCUGCUGCAGUAGACACUGUGUUAUCCAACAUUAAUGAUACUGGAUUGAACAAUCCUGUCUUUCAGAACACAGAUAGUUCUACAGUCGUUGAACGUGGUACUCGAUCAACUACAGGAGUGCCCUAUUCUGAGUACAUUGCCAACACGUCUCUUGCAUACAGCGGACCUGAUAAUGGUGCUAAUUCUGCUAAUGAAACCAUUUGGGUUUUAAACCCCAGGGCAACAUCUGCAGCGGUGCAACCCACUGCCAUACCGUCUGUCACAUGGGAUGUGGUGGGAGGGUAUGUUACUUUGGAGCCCCGUGACGCUACUGUUAUAGAGCACAAUGAGGUCAAAUCAUCUCAAAGUGCAUCGCAGGAUAAUGAAGAGUGGUCUGAGGUUCAAGAUAUCUCAGUUGAACUGGAUCAUUCAGACAUAAUCUAUCCUCACGAAGAAUCUAACAAUGAUGAAGAAAUGGCAACUGGCUACAGAGAAUAUGGUGCUACCGCACCAACAGAUCAACCUGGAUCAAGUGAUAGUCAUACAUCUUCGCAGGCACUGAUAGUCUUCUUCAGCCUGCGUGUUACAAAUAUGAUUUUUUCAGAUGACCUGUUCAACAAAAGUUCACAUGAGUACAUAACUUUAGAGCAGCGAUUCCUGGAACUUCUUGUUCCUUAUUUGCAGUCCAAUCUAUCUGAUUUUAAGCACCUUGAAAUCCUGAACUUCAGAAAUGGAAGCAUCAUUGUGAACAGCCGUAUGAAGUUUGCAAAGCCUGUACCACAAGAUGUCACCAAUGCUGUUUAUCUAAUCUUAGAUGACUUUUGCAACACAGCAUACCAAAGAAUGAACCUUGCCAUUGAUAGAUUUUCUCUGGAUGUUGAAUCAGGUAAUGGUGCAGACCCGUGCAAGUUUCAAGCCUGUAAUGAAUAUUCUGAAUGCCUGGUAAACCACCAAUCAGGCGAGGCUGAAUGUGUCUGCGAUACUGGGUAUUUGAGUGUGGAUGGCCUGCCCUGUCAAAGUAUUUGUGAUAUAGACACAGACUUCUGUCUCAAUGAUGGCAAAUGUGAUACAAUUCCAGGCCAAGGAGCAAUCUGCAGGUGCCGUGUGGGUGAGAACUGGUGGUACAGAGGAGAGCACUGUGAAGAGUAUGUUUCUGAAACACUCGUUGUGGGCAUUGCUAUCACCUCAGUGGCUGGUUUCCUUUUGGUAGCUUCCGUUGUGAUUUUCUUUAUAGCCAAUAUGCUCCGUGCUCAAUAUGCCAAAAGUGAAACUCACGCAUCGAGAGAAGAUGACGAUAGCCUGGCCUCAGCGGAAAAUGGGACAAAAUAUAACCCUAUGUAUGAGAGUGAUGCCACGACUGCAUAUAGUCACUACAAGAGACGCUACCCACAUUUAUCCCCCAACAGUUCAAGCAGUGGAGAGACAUCUGCCAACUUCAGCAGCGAUGAGAUUCGACAUGUCUAUGAGUGCACUGAACUUAGCAAAGAGGAAAUUCAAGACAGACUUCGGAUAAUAGAUCUGUAUACUAAGGAUAAGCAGUUUGCAGAGUUUGUGCGACAACAUCAGACAGCCAUGGCUAAUAACCCAAAAAAUCCUCCAAGCUAGUCACUCAGAAGGAGAAAAUAUAAAUGGAUUGUUCAAUCUUCUAUCGACCAAUGAUGGAAAAGGCAAGAAAUGAAUAUGACUGUUCAGGUGCUCACAAAAUCAUUGUUACUAUAGUAACAGAAACACAUUGGUAACUUCGAAUAUGGUUGUUAUGUGGUUCCAUCAUUUUAUUAAUUUCUGAAGUUACAGUAUUGCUGUAUUAGAAUUUUAUCAAGUUUGCUAUGUAGAAGCUUAAGAAGAAAGGAAAUAAUGUUAUUAUUAGUAUUUAAAUACAAUGAAAUUCUAUGUAGAGUUGAGUAAAAAUUCUUGCAGAAUUGAGGGAUCAUAAUAGCAGAACGUUAUUAGUAAAUGAGUAGGUCUAAAGAAGCAUUCUGAAUGCUUAAACAGGACUGUAAAAUGAUAGCUGUUAUUUUACUCAGGUGGAUAGGGACCAGAAUUGAAAAACUAGCCAAAUUUCCUCUCCAGAGCCCAUAGGGCUGACACUAAUUUUAGCUACAUUUAGCCACUUUACCCAAGGUGAGGCCUGCAACCUGAUUUAGAUUUGGGCCAAACGUAGAAUGAAAUAAGGUAGACAGAAAAG
Molecule: messenger RNA, 4921 nt
Organism: Amblyraja radiata (thorny skate)
Lineage: Eukaryota; Metazoa; Chordata; Chondrichthyes; Rajiformes; Rajidae
Gene: impg2a
Product: interphotoreceptor matrix proteoglycan 2a
Exons: 21
Coding region: 1-4341 (1446 amino acids)
Biological process (GO): visual perception
Molecular function (GO): hyaluronic acid binding; heparin binding
Source: RefSeq, a predicted model, not a curated record